Molecule: messenger RNA, 3628 nt
Organism: Gasterosteus aculeatus aculeatus (three-spined stickleback)
Lineage: Eukaryota; Metazoa; Chordata; Actinopteri; Perciformes; Gasterosteidae
Gene: slc9a3.1
Product: solute carrier family 9 member A3, tandem duplicate 1
Biological process (GO): proton transmembrane transport; potassium ion transmembrane transport; sodium ion import across plasma membrane
Cellular component (GO): plasma membrane; apical plasma membrane; brush border membrane
Molecular function (GO): sodium:proton antiporter activity; potassium:proton antiporter activity
Source: RefSeq, a predicted model, not a curated record
GAGGACACAGCGGGCCACAAUGCUCCGGCCGGGCGAAGACGUGGACCGAAGUCAAAGGGACCCGACAGGCAAGGAGGCCACACGGGAGAGGAAUGAAAGACUGAUCACCGGAGGCUCGCCUACAGCACUCGAUUCAAGAGCCUAAAAAAGUCUUUGAAUCAAGCGUUUUUGCAGUGACUCUUCCCAAACAUGGCAGCUACAAGGCGACUUGCUCUUUUCCUCUGCACGCUGCUGAUGGUGUCCAGAGACCUGGCCAAUGGGGGGGCGGCACCCAGCCCCGCCACUGUGACCGCAGACCCAGGACACAGCACGGGCGGCGGGCAAGAGGCCGCCACAAACUCCAGCGAGGGUAAUCAUGGAGCUACGGGCGGUCACGAAACGGCGCCCGUCACCACUUUACCCAUCGUGACCUGGAAGUGGGCACAUGUCUCCACUCCAUACCUGGUGGCCCUGUGGGUCCUGGUCAGCUGGAUCUGCAAACUGAUCAUCGAGGCCAACCACCAUGUGACCAAUGUGAUCCCGGAGAGUGCCUUGCUCAUCUGCUUCGGCUUCAUUCUGGGGGGGAUCAUUUGGGGUGCAGACAAGGUGCAGACCUUUAAGCUGAACCCCACGGUGUUCUUCUUCUACCUGUUGCCUCAAAUCAUCCUGGACACGGGUUACUCCAUGCCAAACAAGCUCUUCUUCGGCAACAUGGGGGCCAUCUUGGUCUACGCCGUCAUCGGGACCUGCUGGAACGCUGCCAGCUUGGGGCUGUCGCUGUGGGGGUGUCACCAGGGAGGAGCCAUGGGUGAUCUGGACAUCGGCCUGCUGCAGUAUCUUCUCUUCGGCAGUCUGAUUGCUGCUGUGGACCCCGUGGCCGUCAUCGCCGUGUUUGAGCAGGUCCACGUCAACGAGGUGCUCUUCAUCCUGGUGUUUGGGGAGUCGCUGCUCAACGACGGCGUGACAGUGGUGCUCUUCAAUGUGUUCGAUGCGUUUGUGUCACUGGGAGGAGCUCGAAUUAAUGCUGUGGAGAUCAUUAAAGGAAUCAUAUCCUUCUUUGUGGUGGCGUUUGGUGGUUCCCUUUUGGGCCUUGUGUUCGGCCUGCUGAUCUCUCUCCUGACCAAAGUCACUCAGAAGGUCAAGAUAAUUGAGCCAGCGUUCGUCUUCGUCUUGGGAUACCUCUCCUACCUGACCGCUGAGAUGCUCUCCCUGUCCUCCAUCCUGUCGAUCACCUUCUGUGGCGUGUCCUGCCAGAAGUACAUCAAUGCAAACAUGGCCGAGAGUUCCGUCUCCACCGUCAGAUACGUCAUGAAGGUUUUCGCCAACGGAUCAGAAACCAUCAUCUUUGUGUUCCUCGGGAUCUCGGCCAUUGAUACGGAGAUCUGGGUGUGGAACACGGGCUUCAUACUCCUCACGCUCUUCUUCAUCUUUGUGUACAGAAUUAUCGGUGUCUUUUUCCUCACCUGGAUCUUGAAUAGGUACAGGCUGGUCCCCGUGGAGUUUAUUGAUCAGGUGAUUAUGAGCUACGGUGGCCUGCGAGGGGCUGUCGCAUAUGGCCUGGCUACGCUGCUGAAUGAGAGCAAGAUAAAGGAGAAGAAUCUGAUGAUCUGCACCACUCUCCUCGUAGUGUACUUCACUGUCAUUCUUCAGGGAAUCACGAUGAAACCUCUGGUCAACUGGCUCAAAGUCAAAAAAGCUGCUGUGUCGGAGCUCACGCUCAUAGAGAAACUGCAGAGCAAAGUGUUUGAUCACAUGCUUGUUGCCAUCGAAGACAUAUCUGGACAAAUAGGACAUAACUACAUGAGGGACAAGUGGAAUCAGUUCGAGGAGAGGUGGAUGACGAGGAUUCUGAUGAAGAAGUCAGUGAGGAAAAGCCGCGACUGCGUCUUCAAAGUCUUCCAUCAGCUCAACCUCAAGGAUGCUAUGAGCUACGUGGCUGAGGGCGAACGCAGAGGCUCGCUGGAGUUUGUCCGCAAUGAAUCGGCGUUCAUCGACUUCAAGAAGAAGUUCGUCGACGACUGCUCAGGGGCCAUGCCCGACAUCACGGCCUGCAUGUCGGACGAUUACUCUGCGAUGUCCUCGAUGAGUAGAAUAGACCAGGUGCCAUCCGUGAGCCUGGAGAUGCACGAGCAGAACAUGAAGGGUGUGAGGGAGACGGAGGACAUCAACACGCACCACCUGCUGCAGCAGCAUCUGUACAAGGGCAGGAAGCAGCACCGACACCGGUACAGCCGGAGCCAUUUCAAUGUCAACAAGGAUGAAAACGAAGUGCAGGAGAUCUUCCAGAGGACCAUGAGGAAUCGUUUGGAGUCCUUCAAGUCUGCAAAGAUGGGCGUUUCUCCACCAAAGAAGAUUAGCAAGCACACAAAGAAAGACCAGCAGCAGAAGGUGCCAAACGGGAAAUCAACAGAGAACGGUAAAAGAUACUUUUCUGGUGAUGAAGAUUUCCAGUUCCCAGAAGGAGACGCCUCUGGCUUUGCGGCAUCGGACGGUUCACAUCCCUUCCCCAUGACCUACCGAGCAGGAGCUGGCAUUGAGAACCCGGCCUACAUCCCGGACCUGGACCCCAUGGCCGCCGAGAUCCCCCCGUGGCUGGCGGAGUACGACGCCGGCCCGGUGGCUCCGUCGCAGCGGGCCCAGCUGAGGCUGCCGUGGACGCCCAGCGACCUGGGCCGCCUGGCCCCGCUGCGCAUCAGCACGCGCUCCAACGACUCCUUCGCGCAGGCCGACGCCCCCGCCGCACAGCAGAAGGACGACGAGCCGCCGACUCCCUCCAAGCGAGACGGUCGCAACAUGUAGAAGCAACCCCCCCCCCACCCGCGCUCCGUCUCCCUUUGACCCGGCCGCCCCCCCCCGAGCUGCAGCACCUGACCUCAGGCUCUCAAAGUAUUGACGGUUUGCUUCUCCGUGCCGUUGCCUAAUCUCGCUGCCGGGUCCCCGGACCAAACAUUCACAGGCCCUCCGACCUUUGUGCCCUUCUUCUCGGCUCCUGUUGUCGCUCUAGUUUCACCCUCCACUGAGCAGGAGGAGGCAGCUCCUGAGGGCCAGAGAGACUAUUUACCAGCGCACAUUGAACAUUGUCAUAUUUGCCCCUCAGCUUCACAUUGGACCGGUCAAACAUUGCAAGUGGAGGAUCUAAUCCCUGAAUGUGACGCAGAAAGCUUUUUUCAGGAUCAUAGAUAUUUAUGAGUUGCGUUAUCCAUAAAGAUAAUAGAUUUAAUUGAGAGUGCUGGAAAAUAUUUCCACCUGUAUAAUCUGAAUGGUGGUGUAUUUUGUGUGUGUGUGUUUUCUCACUUGGCACAGCUGUACUCAAGGUUAAAUAUAAAAAUGGCACAUGUAUGAUAAAGACAUAUAUUUAUUCAGAAAUGAAGGUUGGUACUGUGUGGACACGUCUGCCAUCUCAAACAGCGGCAUAUAUUUAAUCACCCUCCAAAAAAUUAACUAUGUGAAUUUAAAUAUAUAUUCAGAAAUAAAAGUGAAAAAAUCAUUCUUUGUGGAGUAAAUCGGUUGUCAAGUCAAACAUGGGUGCUUUUUUUUCAAUAUUGUAUAUAAUCCAUGCAGAUGAAAGAGGGCUUGUGGAUCACUAAUAUCAAACUGCUGUUAAAUAACAUGAGAGGUGUUCUCGACAUAUUAAAGUGAAGUAAUUAAA